AUGACGAAAAAUAUUAUAUUUCGAAGAAACGAGAAUCAAAUAAACUCUGCUAAAUCUAAUUUUAAUAAAGAAACCUUGAAUAAGGAAUCUAGAUACAAAGGAAAGAGUUCACAGCUUCUCCUAAAAAAAGAUCGAAAAGUUAAAAAAGAUACCUCUAUAUGUAUCAGUGACAGUGAAAAUUAAGACCUAAAAAAUCUUAAUAAGUAAUUUGACACUUCGAUGCAAGAAAAACAAUCAUAUAAAGUAUCUUCUUCUCAACAGAUGUUCGAAUCCUCCCUCUUCAUCGCGAGUAAAGAUUAUAUGAUUGCUGAGAAGCUUUUUUAUACUGUAACUCAAAAAUGGAAGAAAAAUUGA
Messenger RNA from Tetrahymena thermophila SB210, 354 nucleotides. RefSeq lists its product as hypothetical. The transcript has a single exon. The record is from RefSeq and is a predicted model, not a curated record. NCBI's taxonomy places the organism in Eukaryota, Ciliophora, Oligohymenophorea, Hymenostomatida, Tetrahymenidae.